AUGCCCGCGGUGCGUUUGAAGCGCCGCCGUCCGGCGGGUCCGCGGCGUCGGCUGCGUGACGUCGGGCGGCGGCGGCGCCGAGCUGCAGGGCCCCGCGCUCUCAUGGAGGACGAAGACUGCCCCGACCUGGUGCCGAUAGGCGCCGGCGGCGCGGAGGAGACCGAGUCCGGCCCCGGCAGGAAGAUCCCCGUGACGAUCAUCACGGGCUACUUAGGAGCUGGAAAAACAACUCUUCUAAAUUACAUACUGACAGAACAGCAUAAUAAAAGAAUAGCAGUUAUUCUGAAUGAAUUUGGAGAAGGAAGUGCCUUGGAGAAAUCCCUGGCAAUCAGCCAAGGGGGAGAACUGUAUGAAGAAUGGCUGGAGCUCAGAAACGGCUGCCUGUGCUGUUCAGUAAAGGACAAUGGUGUAAAGGCUAUUGAGAACCUGAUGCAAAGGAGAGGAAAAUUUGACUACAUAUUGUUAGAAACAACUGGUUUGGCAGAUCCAGGAGCUGUGGCCUCCAUGUUCUGGGUUGAUGCUGAGCUGGGAAGUGACAUCUAUCUUGAUGGUAUUGUAUCUGUUGUUGAUGCAAAGCAUGGAUUGCGGCAUUUGACAGAAGAAAAGCCAGAAGGUCUUGUCAAUGAAGCAUCUCGGCAGGUUGCAUUAGCUGAUCUUAUAAUCAUCAAUAAAACAGAUUUGGUUUCAGGGGAAGAACUGAAUAAAGUCAGAACAUCUAUCAGAUCAAUAAAUGGACUUGUUAAAAUUCUAGAGACACAAAGAUCAAGAGUUGAUCUCUCCUAUGUCUUGGACCUGCAUGCUUUUGACAGUUUAUCUGGAAUAAGUUUGCAGAAAAAGCUUGAGCAUGUAAAGACAACACAUGCACAUCUAGAUAAGGGUAUAAUUACAGUAACAUUUGAAGUUCCAGGAAAUAUAAAAGAAGAAAACUUGAAUCUCUUCAUUCAGAAUCUUCUGUGGGAGAAGGACGUGAAAGAUAAGAGUGGGCGCACCAUGGAUGUCAUAAGACUGAAGGGACUGGUAUCUAUUCAAGGCAAAUCUCAUCAAGUGAUAGUCCAAGGUGUCCAUGAGCUCUAUGAUCUGGAAGAGACUGCAGUAGCCUGGAAAGAAGAUGAAAAGAGAACCAAUAGACUGGUGCUAAUAGGCAGGAACUUGGAUAAGGAGACCAUCAAAGAAGUAUUCAUAGCCACUGUGAUAGAGAGACAAGGAAACAGUUGACAUCAAACUACAGAAAAGAUGAAAUGUCUGUGCUUAACCUUGCGAUGUUUUAUGACAGAAAAGUUUGAAUGACAUGCAGGAGUAUUUUAUUAUAGUUUAUUUUUCCUCUUGCAGUUUACACAACAGUUAAACCCUGAAGUCUUCCUGAGAAUCCUGGCUGACCUACUGUUUAAAGAUUAGCUUCUAUGGUCUAGAAUAAAACACAAACAAUUCUUCCAUUUUGGAUUUGUCUUGAGUUAUAUCUGCAGAGAUGCAGAUAGACAAAAGGCUGGUGUUUGUACUGUACUUAAACUAUUACAGUAGGAAUAUGGUAAACAUAUUUGAAGCCUAGUGCUUUCCUCAGCUAAUUCUUUUGUUACUGGAAGUGAAGCAACAGUGAUUACUGCCAGCAGUGUAAUCACAGUGAAAAGUAUUUAGUGGUUAAUAUUAAACUGUUUUCCAUAUA
Messenger RNA from Grus americana (Whooping crane), 1660 nucleotides. RefSeq names its product zinc-regulated GTPase metalloprotein activator 1A-like. Gene Ontology annotation, cellular component: cytoplasm. The record is from RefSeq and is a predicted model, not a curated record. Lineage: Eukaryota; Metazoa; Chordata; Aves; Gruiformes; Gruidae. The coding region runs from base 1 to 1215 and encodes 404 amino acids. The transcript is spliced from 16 exons.